GAUUCGCAUUUAUUUGAGGCGUCAAACGCCGUAAGAGGUUUGGUUUUCCGUGUCAACAGCAGUCCGCACAGACGCCAUUGCUCCUGUUGUGCUAGAAGCGACCGAAACCAAAAAAAAAGACAAUCCGUGAUGGACUCCAGGUCUCGCAGACUUCCUUUUUGUCUGCCCAGCUCCAGGCCGUCCUACACAUCCAGUCCCCCAGUCUCCUCGUCGUCACUGGGAUGCAGCCGGUUGUACAGCAGGGACACUGUGCUGAAUAAUGACCGCUUCCCGAGGGCUUCGUCUGCUUACAAGGCAGACCUGGACCACCAGAGUUCUCGCCUCCUGAGCUCGUCCAGAGACUACGGCAGCUCCGCCAGUCGCUCCGCCAGCUGGAAGUUGCCCUCCUCUCUGACAUCCUCCAGCAGAUCUUAUGAUCGCCCUCGGGCUGAAUCCUCUCUCGGCAGCAGGAGCAAACUGACUGAUACUGAGGGGAGAUUGGGGAUGCGCUCCGGCCUGUUGAACGUCACUGAUGAUGGCGAUACUAAAAGGGCCAAACUGUCGUACAACAGAGGACUGUACUCGAGAACAGCCAGCAGCUCCGUUACAGGAUCCACCUACUCCAGUGCUGGGCUUAGCACUGGCAGAGGUGAAAAGCCAAAGGACGCUUGCGAUUCAUCGUGGAGCUCAAGCCGCUUACUGUCGCGGUCGUCGUCGUUGUCGUCGUCUUCCUCCUCAAAUCCGUUGUUGUCCAGGAGAGAGCUAGACACGAAGAACAAGGCCAGUCUGUCAGAUUUGGGAGAAAGAAGGGUCCGGACUCCUGGAUUGGCUUCCUCAUUGUAUCAGACAGACAGGGUGACCUCCACAUACGCACAGGGAGCUCGGCCGAAAGAGACCGCCUACUAUCCCUCCUUUUCUUCCUCAUCUUCAUCCUCCUCUGCUGCCAGAGAAAGCACCCUGAACCGCCACCUCUCAUCUUCCACCUCCUACCGCUCUCCCCCUUUGGUGCGCGACUUCAGCACCAGAACCCCGUCCCGCUUCUUGAGCGGCUCGUCCACCCUCCACUCAUCUCAGGAACAAACGAGGACCCCUGACUCCUCCUCAAACAUCUCCCCCCCUUACACCUCGCACACGUCCAGGUACGCCACUCCACUGCCCCGACCAGAGGCCACGCUCCCCCCGAGGCCGGCCCCCGAAGGUGGCGAGCACGAGGGCCGCAGCUCCACUCGGCGCCUUUUGUCCCGUCUCUUCUCACGCCGCUCCAGCCAAGACUCUUCCAGUGGGUCUUCCAGUGUCCGCUCCCUUGAUGAUGACAGUCCGUCGACUGGCGGCGAGUCUGUGGACAGCGACGAGGGGGCCAAGGUGUCGAGUGUGGAGUCUGACGCCAGAGGGUCGGCGGCCACCCUGGGUAGCUUAAGGAAUCGUAGGGCGGACCUCGCCCCAAUCCAGGAGAACAACAAUGUCUAUCGUAGCGGCCUGGCUCAGACAAGAACGCCGAUGUGGAGAGAGCCUGGCGUUGGCAGUAGUAAUAGCGGCGGAGGAGGAGGAGGAGGAGGAGGAGGAGGCAGCUACUCCUGGCUUUCUUCCUCCCUCCGUGGCCGCUGCCCCCCCCUCCUCUCUCGCCUCAGAAGACAUCGGGACGAGAGUGCGCACUCUGCUGCCAGCGCAGAAGAAGGUCACAGCCGUCCGCGGCAUUUACUGAGAAGGUGGGAUGACCUCGAGCAUAAAGCUACGCACGAAGACGACGAGGAUGAUGAAGAGGACGACAAGGAGGAGAAGGAGGAGGAGGAAGACGACGACGGAGGAGCGGUUGGUCGUCCCUGCCGGCUCAAGGACGAGACGCUACCUGAACUUGAAGAGGCCUCGAUUGCGUUUUCGCCGCGCCGCGGAGUCGGAGUAUACGACAACAUUGCAGGUUCUGUCGGUCCGUUGGGUGAGAGCCAGCUGGAGAAACCCGUCUCCAGCACAGAUCAGGAGAAACUGCGCAAGAUCAAGGAGAGACUGCUGCUGGAGGACUCUGACGAGGAUGAAGGCGACCUGUGCCGAAUCUGCCAGAUGGGGCAGGAAUCUGCUUCCAACCCCCUGAUUCAGCCGUGCCGCUGCACAGGCAGUCUGCUGUACGUCCACCAGGACUGCAUCAAGAGGUGGCUCCGCUCCAAGAUCGGCUCCGGCACGAACCUCGAGGCCAUCACAACAUGUGAGCUCUGCAAGGAGAAACUGCGUUUGAACAUAGACAACUUUGACAUCCAGGAGUUGUACAGGACCCACGUGCAAUCGGAAUAUGACGAGUUCAUCAGCAGCGGCCUUUAUCUGGUGGUGCUGCUGCAUUUCUGUGAGCAGAGGUUCUCCGAUGUCCUGGGAGCAGUCGAUGCUGCUGGGUUAUUCAACCUGGUGAGAAUUCUUCACGAACACAUGGACAAUCUUGAAAUUCCCCACGGCGAAAGUGACGAGGAGAUGCGAGACAACAGACCGUCUAUUGAGUUCUCUGACCUGGACGACGAUCUCGAAGAGGAGUACUAAUGUGAAAGUGGUGGAUUGAGGGUAAAAAAAAAGAGAAGAAAAGUGGGUCACUCCAUGCCAUAUGGUAGCUCCCCCAGUCUUCACACAUGCAUCGACAUAGUCGUGUUCAUCUGAAAUGCCAAGUUUGGACAUGUCUGGCCCGUGUUGCUCGUGGCUUUUACAGAUAUGCAACUUCUGAAUGAACUAGUGUGUAAUACAUAUUUUGGUUGACGCCACUGUGUUUGUGAGUGCACUUUAUUCAAUUAUACGUAAAUAAAAGAUGCAAGUCUUUUUCAACCAAAAGUGCUUUAAUGUUUAAAAAAAAGGAAAGAAUUUAAAUGGCAUAGAAGGGCAGCAGUGACACGUUUGUACUGAUGAUGAAAUGGAUGCUUUUGGUAGAGACUAGUAAACGCGUCCCUUUUUUUUUUUUUUUAUCGUUUUCCUCCAUCUUUCACCACUGACCAAUGUCGGAACGAAAAGACGAGAACUUCACCCAAUAAAACAAAUGUCCUCAUCUCUGUUUCAGUGUUUGAAAUGCUUUAUCUGUACAAAUCUAGUUUUAAUGCAUUUUGGAAAUAAAGAUUGAAUGCAAACUGCCA
Cyclopterus lumpus (lumpfish) is the source of this 3077-nucleotide messenger RNA. It is a transcript of the gene marchf7, whose product is annotated as membrane-associated ring finger (C3HC4) 7. The record is from RefSeq and is a predicted model, not a curated record. Lineage: Eukaryota; Metazoa; Chordata; Actinopteri; Perciformes; Cyclopteridae. The coding region runs from base 130 to 2499 and encodes 789 amino acids. Gene Ontology annotation, molecular function: zinc ion binding. The transcript is spliced from 12 exons.